Molecule: messenger RNA, 1826 nt
Organism: Aspergillus neoniger CBS 115656
Lineage: Eukaryota; Fungi; Ascomycota; Eurotiomycetes; Eurotiales; Aspergillaceae
Exons: 2
Source: RefSeq, a predicted model, not a curated record
CCAGUAUAUACAUAUAGAUGGCAAACACAAGCGACGUGUCUUUACUCCAGUAUGCCCGCUUCCAUGGCAUAGCUACUGACUACACAGAUCUUGACCCUCUUCAGCAUAUCGACGAUAUUUGCGAUAUCCCUCCCGAUUAUCUUCACCCACCACACGGGACUUCAUCGGUUAUUGAGCAAAUUAUCGCAUCCAGCCAGCAAGUUAUCGAGCAGACCCUACAUCUUGAAAAGCUAGAUAUUAGAAGAGAAAGCGUUCAGUUCCUAUCGUCAGUGCUUCGCGACAUUAAACGAGAUAAUAUCGAUGACUGCUGGGAUGAAGUCCUUCCUUCGUGGGAUCAAUAUGAUGAUCUGAAGUUAGAACCACCUCUCUUCAGCUCUGACAAUGAUUCAAAUCUGGUACUCCCAGUUGAGCCGCUUCGAUACUCUCGAGAAGAUAAUCUUUUCUGUUCACUUGAGGGACUUGCUAGCGACUACGAUAGCAAUAUCUUGAGCCCUUUGAUACAUGAGGCAGAUAUAAUUGAGAAAAGAGUUGGCAAUGAGAAGCUGGAUUGUUCUAAGGACGCAUUGCUUCUUAUUCAAGGUGCACGGCAGGCUGGGAAUCGUCCUCUGGACUUGGAUGACUUGCUGUGUCCCCUUGAAGACGUGGCUGAGGAAGAUCGGUUCCAUCUUCAGUCCCCGCCCCUUUUGCCUCUAGAUGACGACUGCUUUUCUUGCGAUAGCCCGCCACUGAGCUCAAGUGACCACCUCCUAUUGAGUCCCGUUCGCCAUGAUUCAGCUGAGGUACCAACCGACAUCGAUACCGUGCACUUUGAAGGCUGCUCUAGAACCGAAACUGUCCCAGGGAGUACGACUUCAAUACUAGAGAGUUUUAUCGAGAACCAGGUCUUCAAGGGAACAGACAGGCAACUGUCGCAUGAUCUACCUCUAAGUCGGCCGUCCCCCAACGAGCGAGGUCCACCUGAUGGAAUGUCCCCUGCGGAUGUAGACAUGAUUAAUGAAAAGGGAUUCACAUCCGAUUAUGAGCAAGUCAUCGUGGCUGUGACAAUACCCAGGAGCCCGAGCAGCAUUACUUCGCGAGUGACCUACACUGAGAUUACGGAUAACAUUGCAACAUCUGACUGUUUUCCGUACAAUAACUUUAUCGUCAAGGAUACUCCCUCUCGAACAAGCUACUCCCCAAUUCCAUCCGCAUAUAGCUCGUCUCAUCAGGAAGCAUACAUACAGGAUUUUCCAGACUGUCCAGCAGAGUCAAUAUCUGAGACUUCGGUACCAGAUUUAUACCUAAUCACCCCAACGAUAGAAGAUGAUCACUCAGUGGCCUCCUGUCUCCCUGAAGCUCUACCCCAGCUUUAUGACAAUAUUAGCCCAGGCAAUCCAUCACUGGUGCGGAAACGAAAGUUGGAUAACACUCUAGAGAAUAACAACAAGACUGACAGUGCGAAUCUUAACGCCAUGCCGCCCAUUGUGAAGGGAAAAGCACCUUCAAGACAACACCUGACCACGAGCCUUGGCUCCCUAUCGCGGUUUAUGGAAACCAGAGGGCAGGCUUCCAUACAAGAAGUAGCCACCCAGAGCCAUUAUUUCGUUAAGAAUAUGCCCACAGAAAUGCCUGGAAAGGAGCACGGUAUAUCGCAGCGUGCGAAGACGUCCGAUAACCACUCAACUGACACCCCAGCUCGCAGACAAUCUGAGAUUAUCUCCUUCAAUCAGUCAGCCAUCCCCUGUUGUCUGCCUCAGAAAAACGGACCCAUAAUACUCUCCAUGUCAACAUCACUUCUCAAAAGCCACCUACGCAUAGUCCAGUGCAUUGAAAGUAUGAAUCCUGCC